Macrobrachium nipponense is the source of this 2162-nucleotide messenger RNA. Its product is annotated as alpha-1D adrenergic receptor-like. NCBI's taxonomy places the organism in Eukaryota, Metazoa, Arthropoda, Malacostraca, Decapoda, Palaemonidae. Gene Ontology annotation, molecular function: G protein-coupled receptor activity; dopamine neurotransmitter receptor activity, coupled via Gi/Go. The transcript is spliced from 2 exons. Bases 481 to 1104 code for a protein of 207 amino acids. Gene Ontology annotation, biological process: adenylate cyclase-activating adrenergic receptor signaling pathway. Gene Ontology annotation, cellular component: plasma membrane. The record is from RefSeq and is a predicted model, not a curated record.
CAGGGUGGGCGGGAGAGUGGGGACUGGAGCAGAGUUAGUGAGUUUGUGACCGUGGCUGAGGUAGGACGGAUUCUCUCGUACCGUCCCGAGAGCGGCUGUCUCGUGUUGUUUGUAGUUAACCUCGGGACCGACUCCGUGGAAACUGGCGUCUCUCGAAUACUUAUGUUUUUUCGCCACUCGGACAGCGUUGCUGUGUUAACCAGACCCUCUCUUCCUCCUCCUCCUCCUCCUCCUCCUCCCCCUCUCCUUACCCCCACGUUCCUUCACUAUUUUAUGAAGUUAUUCCCCCCAUUCUGAGAAUAUUUCCAUUUUUUUUUUUUUUUUUUUUGGUAAACUCAAUUUUAUAAAUCCGUGGUUCGAAUCGGGAACCACAGAGACAGAGGCUACUAGCUAGCAGGCAAGCAGAAGGCAAGCAGAAGGCAAGCAGGCAAGCAGCAGGGAUUCGGGACUGUCGUCACCCUUCGGUGUGGGUGACACAUCAUGUCACCCACACUAUACCCGACGCACGAGUCUCCUCCUCCUCCUCUUCCUCCGCAGGUGCCCCCUGAGAUCACAGCGGGGGGGCUGGGUCUCCUCGUGCCCUCUGGCAUGCCCUCGGGCAUGAGGUCCCUGGCGCAGACGCUGCCCGUGCUCAAGGUGCCCAACCUGAAGUACGAGGAUGACGAGGAAGACUCCGUCGGCGACCUAUACGUGGAGGGACCCGAACUAGGCCUUGGGGAUCUAACCACCAUGGCCUCCAACGCCGCCUGUUCCUUCCUGAACGGACUGUGCAUCGACGCCGCCGGAGGCGGAGGGGGCAUGAACGACACGGCCGACGGCGGGGGCAACUCGACGGAGAACUGCACGACGGUGGGCGGGGAGGGGGGCUUCGAGGCCCCCGAAAAGAACUACUGGACCUUACUCCUGCUGCUCUUCCCCGUCUUCACCGUCUUCGGGAACAUCCUGGUGUUGAUGUCUGUUUACAAGGAGCGUUCCCUGCAGACCGUCACCAAUUACUUCAUCGUCUCCUUGGCCGUGGCGGAUCUGCUCGUGGCGUCACUCGUCAUGCCCUUCGCCGUUUAUUAUCUGGUGAGCUCAAAAGCUGAAAUCAAGGGGAAUUGGUAAUCAAGAAUCGGUAAUAGUGUGAUUCAGGACAUGUUUGUCCACUUCCUGUUUGUAUGUGCAUGUUUAUAAGUUCACAUUACGUCAGUUCUGUGUGUGUGUGUGUGGGAUUUUCACAAGCAGGCAGAUAUCUGCGCAAGUGUAAGUUAACAUCUUGAACACGUAAGUCAUCUUUUAUAUAUGUUCAUAUUUAUAAAAAUAAAUACGAUACUUUUCAACUUUUCAAUCAUAAAAGUGAUUCUCUCUUUGUCACCCACCUCCUUCCUGAACCGGAAAUUAAAUUGAAAAUGGAAAGAGAUGGCAGCAGCACAUGAGUAGUUUCAUUAAUUUCCAAGUGAUAUUGCUUGCCGAAAAAAAUCUUCACAAUAGGAUGUUAUUAAAUACGGGGGAAUCUCAUAGAAAUGAGUGGAUGACAUUUCGUAGAAUGAGAAUCAAAUUAAAAGCAAAACUGUGUCGUUAUAACGCUAUAAUAGUUGUUCAAGAAAUGAAAGGGUGACAUUCCGUUUGAAGAGAAGAAAAAACAGUGAAUAAAACGCACUGUAGCAUCAAAAUAAUUAGUCUUGUAUUUUGAUAUGACUUAAAUGAUAUACAGAAUUGGUACUAUGCCUUUUGUCUCAUAGUGUGUUCUGGCGUUCAGUAUCAAAAAAGCAACCCUGCCGAUAUUGGUAUAAUCAGUAUCAUUCACAAAAAUCUCCACAUCCGUCAUAUUUGACAUCCACUCACUCGCUUACGUCACCGCGUGACGUAAGGAGGUCGGAAAAAUUGAACCGGAAACCAAUAAAAAAAAAUUAAUCAAAUUGAAUAUUCCUAUUUCAAGUCAACGCACAUACAGAGACCACUUCUAACAUUUUUCAAUUGGAGUUUUGAGUUGUAUUAAUCAAUAAACUCGCAUUGCAUAAGCGGAGGUUGAGGUUAAUGGAAUAACCGAACAUUUCCAAUUAAAAUACCGAAAGGAUUUAGCAAAUGUGUUCACCAAAAUGGAAUGACGAAACGAAGGUUUAUCAAAAUUUUUAUAUAUCUGAACUUACUCAACAUACAGUAUCUUGACCAUGAAGAUUCCC